Messenger RNA from Coffea arabica (coffee), 1909 nucleotides. RefSeq names its product sucrose-phosphatase 1. NCBI's taxonomy places the organism in Eukaryota, Viridiplantae, Streptophyta, Magnoliopsida, Gentianales, Rubiaceae. Gene Ontology annotation, biological process: sucrose biosynthetic process. The record is from RefSeq and is a predicted model, not a curated record. Gene Ontology annotation, molecular function: magnesium ion binding; sucrose-phosphate phosphatase activity.
GUCAAAAAUUCCUGGAACAAUAUACUACGUACGAGUAUAGCACUACUAUAGCUUGGAGUUUACAAAAGAAGCGCCAAAGAAAUUGGAUCCAAUGCCAAGAAUUGGUUCCCAAUAUCUGCUGCAGCCAAUUAUCAAUAACUGUCUCGGACCAAAACUCGUAAGGCCAUCCUCAUUUCCUCUUCCCCUUUCCCCGUCAGGCUCAGGUAGUUAUCCUCCAGGUGGUGAACGUCUCCUCCUCCUCCUGCGAACUCAUCCUUCCUCCCCUAUCCGACCCAUCGCCUCCGCCGCGUCCCUUCCUCCCCCUCCUACUCCGAACGAAGUUCACAUUAAAGUCACCAUGGAUCGGCUUGCUGACGCUGCACAUCUAAUGAUAGUCUCAGAUCUUGACCACACAAUGGUUGAUCAUCACGAUCCUGAGAAUAUGUCUCUGCUUAGGUUUAAUGCCUUGUGGGAAGCCAACUAUCGAGACAAUUCUCUGCUAGUAUUCUCAACUGGGAGGUCACCUACACUGUACAAGGAGUUGCGGAAAGAGAAGCCUAUGCUGACCCCAGAUAUUACCAUCAUGUCUGUAGGGACUGAAAUCACAUACGGCAAUGCUAUGGUGCCUGAUGAUGGCUGGGUUGAAUUUCUAAACCAGAAAUGGGAUAGAAAGAUAGUUACAGAAGAGACGAGCAAGUUUCCAGAGCUUACUCUUCAGUCACACACGGAGCAACGACCACACAAGGUUAGCUUUUAUGUUCAGAAGGAUAAAGCUCAAGAUGUAAUUAAAGCACUUGCUGCACGGCUGGAAGAACGCGGGUUGGAUGUUAAAAUAAUUUACAGUGGAGGGAUGGAUUUGGAUAUAUUACCACAAGGUGCAGGCAAAGGGCAAGCACUUGCUUAUUUGCUUAAAAAAUUCAAGGCUGAGGGUAAAUCACCUAACAACACGCUUGUUUGUGGAGACUCUGGGAAUGACGCUGAACUAUUUAGCAUACCUGAAGUAUAUGGCGUCAUGGUCAGUAACGCCCAGGAAGAAUUGUUGCAAUGGCAUGCGGCUAAUGCUAAAGAUAAUUCUAAGAUCAUUCAUGCAACUGAGAGGUGUGCAGCGGGUAUCAUACAAGCCAUUGGCCAUUUUAACCUCGGUCCCAGUGUAUCUCCAAGAGAUGUCACAGACUUGUCCGAUUCUAAGUUGGAGGACUUUGAUCCUGCUUAUGAAGUAGUGAAAUUUAACUUGUUCUUUGAAAGAUGGAGACGUGCAGAAGUUGAAAAGUCUGAGCUUUAUUUGGCAAACAUGAAAGCAGUCUGUUGUCCAUCUGGUGUGCUUGUUCAUCCAUCAGGGAUUGAAAAACUUCUUGGUGACUGUGUAAAUGCAUUUAGGACCUGCUAUGGUGACCAACAGGGAAAAAGUUAUCGGGUUUGGGUGGAUCAGGUUUUGCCAACACAGGUUGGUUCAGACUCUUGGCUAGUGAAGUACAAGAAAUGGGAGUUAUCUGGUGAAAAACAGAAGGGUUGCUUGACGACAGUUUUAUUGAGUUCAAAGGGUGUCAGUGUCCCAGAAGGGCUUACUUGGGUGCAUGUCCAUCAGACGUGGUUGGAUGGAGCUGGGCCAACUGAUGAUUCAUCCUGGUUUUUCUAAGCCGCGGGCGUGCUUAGCCUUAUUACAAGAACCCGACAGCCUACACGUCUUUGUUAAAACAAAUUUGAAAUCCCGGUGAUAGGUGAUUUUUUUUUUUAACUGUCCACUGAAGAAUUAUGUAUUGCCAUUCACUCGAGAAUUUAUGUAUUGCCUUUGGACGGUAUGAAGAUGGCUGACUAGCUGCUUCCGCUUUUUGUUCUUUUUUAUUUUAGGAAAUAAUCUGGUCUAUCUCCGUUAGAGCUGUAAAUGAAUCGAAUCGAAUCGAGUAUCUCAUGUUUGAGCUCUGUUUGUUAA